UGCUGUGCAUUGUGCUUUAAUAAAUAACAGUCAUUAACUAAUAAUAAAUUUAACAACUAGAUCAAUAUUAUACCAUCGCACUCGAAUAGUCUUAUUUACUAUAAGAAGUUACAAGUCAAUUAUCUCGCGGAGCAAAAGGCAAACUAAAAAAAUUGGCGUUGGAACAUUUUUUUUUUCGUAGCUAAACAUGAAUACGAUUGAUUGUAGUUAAGUGCGUAAGGAAGCUGGCGCGUGCAUUAUUUUAUUACAAGUUGAUGCAAAAGUGCACAUUCAAAUCACACUCCGGAAAUCUGACAACCAAGCUAAUAAACAGACAAAUACAACAACAAAGCCAAGAGAAGUCAACGCUGGUUGCUAGUAUUUGGUUUUGUCGUCCGUUUGUUUGUUAGUGUGCGUGCGUGCGCGUGUAUGUGCGUGCAUGUGUGGGGGUGUGAAGAGCGGCAGCGCGUGCUCGAAAUCACCAUUACCAACUGUUUCCGCGUUUGACAGCACCAGGGAAGAACAAAACUUGACAACAACAAAAACAAAAAAGUGUGUCUUCUCACGAGGCAGGGGUAGAGGCAGGUCCGAAACGUUGUGAACCUGAGCAGCAGACGCCAAGGACCAAGGACACACACACAAUCGCACAGAAACCACACAACAAAUUGAAACAGAACACAAAUGGAUGUGUUGGAAUUACUACGUGCAAGCGCUCAGGGCUAUUAUAACACGAUAUUCUCCGAUGCCUGGUGUCACUAUGUGUCCAAGCAUAUCGAAUCGACCAUGUAUCUUUAUUGCGCUCUGGGCGUGCUCACCGCGUUCUUUAUCGCCUGGUUCUUGUACUUCAAACGCCUGGCGCGUCUGCGUUUGCGCGAUGAGCUCACACGGUCGCUCAGUGCCGUCACCUCGUCGGGUGGCGAUCUGCGAGGACUGCGUUUUCGGAAACGUGACAAAAUGCUCUUCUAUGGGCGACGGAUGCUCCGGAAAAUGAAGAACGUCUCCGGCCAGAUGUAUAGCAGUGGCAAGGGCUACAAGAGACGGGCUGUUAUGCGCUUUGCCCGCCGCAUUCUUCAGCUGCGUCGCGAUAAUAUGCCGUUGGAGAUGAAAACGGUCGAACCGCCUGCUGAAUAUCUCGAAGAAAGCCAUGAGGGCAGUGAGCGUGUACCCCCAGAUGCGUUGUACAUGUUGCAAAGCAUACGCAUCUUUGGACACUUCGAGAAGCCUGUUUUCCUUAAGCUAUGCAAGCACACGCAAGUGGUGGAGCUAAUGGCGGGCGACUAUCUGUUCAAGAUCACCGAUCCCGAUGACAGCGUCUAUAUUGUGCAAUCGGGCUUGAUUAAUGUGUACAUUUCGAAUGCGGAUGGCAGCACAUUGUCACUAAAGACGGUGCGCAAGGGCGAAUCGGUGACAUCUCUGCUCAGCUUUAUAGACGUGCUGUCAGGCAAUCCAAGUUACUACAGAACAGUCACGGCCAAGGCUAUGGAAAAGUCUGUGGUCAUACGGCUGCCAAUGCAGGCCUUUGAGGAGGUUUUUGCAGAUAAUCCUGAUGUGAUGAUUAGAGUGAUUCAGGUGAUCAUGAUACGUUUACAACGCGUACUCUUUACCGCACUUCGCAACUAUCUGGGUCUCAAUGCCGAGCUGGUGCAGAAUCACAUGCGCCAAAAGAAUACCGGCAUCACAUUGCCCCCAUCCCUGAUAUCACAACCAUCGCGCCUUGUCGUGACGGGAGUGGGAGCAGGAGCAGGAGCAUUAAGCACAGGCGUAGCAUGCCCGCGGCCACCCGUCUCACCGUCCCGCCAUUCGCGCGAGGAGCACACACUCUCCGAUGUUGAUCCCACUCCUAAUUCGCUCUUCGCCGAAAUCCACGGCGAUGCCCCCAACAUUGAUUUGUACCAUCAGCAGCAUUACAGCGUCUCUGGUGGCAAUUUGUCCACUCGUCGCUCCUCGCUGACACAUCUAGGUCCCGAAACUGGGUCUGGGGCGUCCAUCGACUUUCGUCUGGUUCAGUCCUCGGCCGUCGAGAGUUUGCUCAAGGAGCUGGGGCUCAGCGAUGAGGACGCACCCGUCAUUGAACCCUUUGUGGAGGUGCGCGAGUUGGAGCCAAAUGUAACGCUCAUCACCGAAGGUAAUGCGGAUGAUGUUUGCAUGUGGUUUGUUAUGACCGGCACCCUUGCUGUCUAUCAAACGAAUGCUGAUGGACCGCGCGCUAAGCAAGAGAAAACCGAGGUUCUCAUACAUUUUGUACAUCCCGGCGAAAUUGUUGGCGGCCUGGCCAUGCUGACUGGGGAGGCUAGCGCCUAUACGAUCAAGUCGCGCAACAACAGUCGCAUCGCCUUUAUACGACGAGCUGCCAUAUACCAAAUUAUGCGACAGCGUCCACGCAUUGUCCUGCAUUUGGGUAACGGCGUUGUGCGGCGCCUCUCCCCGCUGGUGCGUCAGUGUGACUAUGCCCUGGACUGGAUCUUUCUGGAGUCUGGUCGUGCUGUUUAUCGCCAGGACGAGAGCAGUGACAGCACCUAUAUUGUGCUCAGCGGACGCAUGCGUUCCGUGAUCACACACACCAGCGGCAAAAAAGAAAUUGUCGGCGAGUAUGGCAAGGGUGAUCUUGUGGGCCUUAUUGAGAUGAUUACGGAAACAUCGCGUACCACCACCGUCAUGGCAGUGCGAGACUCUGAGCUCGCCAAACUGCCCGAGGGCCUGUUUAAUGCCAUCAAGCUGCGUUACCCCAUUGUGGUUACGAAACUAAUCAGCUUUCUAAGUCAUCGUUUCCUGGGCUCGAUGCAAACGCGCACUUCCAAUCCACAGAGUGCGCCCGUCGAAGCCAAUCCAGUAACCCACAAAUACUCCACGGUCGCAUUGGUACCGAUUACGGACGAAGUGCCGUUGACGCCAUUUACCUUCGAACUCUAUCACUCACUUUGUGCCAUAGGUCCCACACUGCGACUCACCUCGGAUGUGGUGCGAAAACAGCUGGGUGUUAAUAUAUUUGAGGCGGCAAACGAGUACCGACUGACAUCAUGGCUGGCGCAGCAGGAAGAUCGCAACAUAAUCACGCUCUAUCAGUGUGACAAUUCACUAAGUGCCUGGACGCAACGUUGCAUGCGUCAGGCCGAUGUUAUUCUCAUUGUUGGUCUGGGCGAUCGCUCGCAUGUGGUGGCAAAGUUUGAGCGAGAGAUCGAUCGUUUGGCCAUGCGCACGCAGAAGGAAUUGGUGCUGCUCUAUCCGGAGACGACAAACGCGAAGCCGGCGAAUACGUUGAGCUGGCUGAAUGCCCGUCCCUGGGUAACCAAACACCAUCAUGUGCUGUGUGUGAAGCGCAUUUUCACGCGCAAAAGUCAAUAUCGCAUUAAUGAUCUCUACAGUCGUGUGCUGCUGUCCGAACCGAAUAUGCAUUCCGAUUUCUCACGCCUGGCGCGCUGGCUAACUGGCAACUCGAUUGGUUUAGUGCUUGGUGGGGGCGGUGCACGCGGUGCUGCCCACAUUGGCAUGCUGAAGGCCAUCCAGGAGGCUGGCAUACCGGUUGAUAUGGUCGGAGGCGUCAGCAUUGGCGCAUUAAUGGGCGCACUUUGGUGCUCGGAACGAAACAUCACCACUGUUACGCAGAAGGCGCGCGAAUGGUCGAAGAAAAUGACCAAGUGGUUUCUGCAACUGCUUGAUCUCACCUAUCCCAUUACGUCUAUGUUCUCGGGCCGCGAGUUCAAUAAAACCAUACAUGACACAUUCGGCGACGUGAGCAUCGAGGAUCUCUGGAUACCCUACUUCACGCUCACAACCGACAUUACCGCCAGCUGCCAUCGCAUUCACACAAAUGGUCAUCUGUGGCGCUACUGCCGAGCCAGUAUGUCCAUUGCUGGCGUCUUCCCACCCUUCUGUGAUUAUCGUGACGGGCAUUUGCUGCUCGAUGGCUGCUAUACGAAUAAUGUUCCAGCCGAUGUGAUGCACAAUCUGGGCGCUGCCCACAUUAUCGCCAUCGAUGUGGGCUCCCAGGACGACACAGAUCUGACCAACUACGGGGACGAUCUGAGUGGCUGGUGGCUGCUCUAUAAGAAAUGGAAUCCAUUCACCUCGCCCGUCAAAGUGCCCGAUUUGCCGGACAUACAGUCCCGUCUAGCCUACGUCUCAUGCGUACGCCAACUGGAGGAGGUCAAGAAUUCAGACUAUUGCGAGUACAUACGACCGCCCAUUGACAAGUACAAGACCUUGGCCUUCGGCAGCUUCGAUGAGAUACGCGAUGUGGGGUACGUCUUUGGGAAGAACUACUUUGAGAGCAUGGCGAAGGCGGGUCGUCUUGGCCGUUUUAAUCAAUGGUUCAACAAGGAGCCGCCAAAGCGGGUUAAUCAUGCCUCACUCAAUGAGUAUACAUUCAUCGAUUUGGCGCAGAUUGUGUGCAAACUGCCUGAGACAUAUGCAUUCAACUCGGCGGACAUCUUUAGUGAGGACGAGGACUGCGAUGGCUAUAUAUCGGAGCCGUCUACACUGAACACGGAUCGACGUCGAAUUCAAGUGACACGUGCCGGAAACUCGCUGUCAUUCUCUGAGACUGAAAUGGACUCCGAUAUGGAGAUCGACCUGAAGCUGGAACGCAAAAUGGACAAAUCUACGCAGUCCACACCGCCUACACCAAGCACACCGCUUAAACAGGAUACCGAAGUGGGGGCGCCCAGCACUUCAACUCCAGCAACGCCAGCCCCCACUAAAUUAGAUAAAAAACCAGAAGCGAUACUUUCAACUGAAGCGACAACAGCAGCGGAAACAACAAAAACAGAAACCCAUGUGACGCCGUCCCCAGAGCAGAGCACUAAUGAGACACUCCAGGCGGUGGUCGAGGCGGUCAAGGAUCUGGAAGCGCCAGAGGCAUUGGAAACGCACACUCCGUCAACGGACAACAAACAAACCGCGAACUCUUUGGAGCCGGACCGAAGCGAGAAAGAGGCGCAGCAGCAACUGAAUACCAAAAAUAACUAGUGGCCCUCAAAGAAGAGAAGCCGCCAAUUGUAUAAUGCCGGGGCACGCAACGUGCUCCAUAUGAUAUAUAUUUGGAGAGGACUGGAUUUUUUUAAAUUUAUUUUUAAAAUUUUUGUUUUUUGCUUUUUUAUUUACUUAGCAUAGCGCGAUGUUGAGGAGGCAAUUAAG
Molecule: messenger RNA, 5112 nt
Organism: Scaptodrosophila lebanonensis
Lineage: Eukaryota; Metazoa; Arthropoda; Insecta; Diptera; Drosophilidae
Gene: sws
Product: neuropathy target esterase sws
Exons: 11
Coding region: 661-4944 (1427 amino acids)
Biological process (GO): phosphatidylcholine metabolic process
Cellular component (GO): endoplasmic reticulum
Molecular function (GO): phosphatidylcholine lysophospholipase A1 activity
Source: RefSeq, a predicted model, not a curated record